Molecule: messenger RNA, 1508 nt
Organism: Spea bombifrons (plains spadefoot toad)
Lineage: Eukaryota; Metazoa; Chordata; Amphibia; Anura; Pelobatidae
Product: B-cell receptor CD22-like
Exons: 8
Coding region: 4-1350 (448 amino acids)
Source: RefSeq, a predicted model, not a curated record
GGCAUGUACCUCAUAGGGAGGAUCCUGCUGUUCGGCAUUUUUAUAGGUUGUUUUCUCCGGACGGUAGGUGAUCAGCAUGUUUUCUCCUUGCCGGGGAAGAUGACCGCGGUGAAGGAUUCUUGUGUGGUGAUCCCUUGCACGUAUUCCAGCGUAAAUUCCAAAGAUGAAGUAAUCUGGUAUCAAUACAGACCACCAAAUCACAUCGAGAUCUACAAUAGCCAGAAUCCGCGCAAGGCGCACAAGUCAUUCCAAGGACGUACUGCUUUGGUGGGGGAUUUGGCCAAAGGAAACUGCUCCUUGAAAAUUGAGAAGAUUGCCUUGUCAGACAGCAAUAUGUACUUCCCUUGGAUUAGUUCUGGGAAGGACACCAACUCUUCUGUCUUACCAAAUACCAAUAUUUUAAUCCAAGUAUUGACUAAGGCCAAAGGAGAGGUGAAACUUACUCCUGAACAAGUCACCGAAGGAGAUGCUAUUUCGAUUACCUGUUCGGUCAAACAUACAUGUCCUUCAAGUCAUCCAACAUUCAAGUGGGACGUAAAUGGUGAUAUAAGAAGAAAGCAUGAAGCCUUGACACAUGGAGAAUGGAGGACCUCUUCAGUGCUAACCUACUCUCCAACAUCCGAAGACGACGGAAAAAGUUUCACGUGCACUACUGGACCUUACAAAAAUACAUUUAAAUCCGCCAUUCUGAUUGUAAUGUAUGCCCCCAAAAUGGCUGCUGUCAACGGCAGCCACGAAAAUGGUCAAGUACAGCACGGGGAGGACGUAACUCUUGAAUGCGUUAGCACCAGUAACCCCCCAGUACUGUGGUACACGUGGUAUAAGGACAACCAGUUGAUUGUGAAUCUCACAGAUCCAAAUCUUGUUGUAGAGGGAAUGUCAGAGGCAAAAUCCGGGUUUUAUCAUUGCGAGGCUUCUAAUCACCUUGGAAAAGCGGAAUCGGAGCCCGUGUCUGUAAACUGUGUUGGCUGUCCAUCUGUGCUUCCCUUCAUCUUGGGAGGCGUUAUUGGAGCCUCCGUCCUUAUCUCUGCAGUGAUUGCAACCACUAUCAUGAUACUGAAGAAGUCAAAAAAUACCAGCCCUCCAGUUACCGAAGAUAAAUCACAGAAAAGCUGUUCUAACGUGUACAUGAAUGUACAGUUUUCAGGUAACUCAGUGUCGUUGGAGAACCCGUACACAUCGCUCCAGAAUCACUCCAGAUGUCCUGACUAUGAUGAGAUUCGGUUAGAGAAAUCUGGCGAGAGUCCGACGUUACAAACGAGUCCCGAAUACGAAGAAAUCUUCCCGAAUCAAGCAUCGAGCGUCUGUGGGGCAGAUGACGACCUCAGCGCCUGGAAUUUCAGCAAAUAAAGAACGUCUGUUGUAGGGAUGAGAACUAUUUGGGUCGGAAAAAGAAGAAAUAUAUAUAUAUCAGAAAAAAAUUUAGCUGGAAAAGACCUAGUUUUUUCUCCUUUUUGGACUAUAAGGACAUUUUCUAGUUAUCCGCAAAAUGAAUUUAUCAAUCACAA